Varanus komodoensis (Komodo dragon) is the source of this 1341-nucleotide messenger RNA. It is a transcript of the gene SUSD3, whose product is annotated as sushi domain containing 3. Bases 77 to 835 code for a protein of 252 amino acids. The record is from RefSeq and is a predicted model, not a curated record. Gene Ontology annotation, cellular component: plasma membrane. The transcript has 6 exons. Lineage: Eukaryota; Metazoa; Chordata; Lepidosauria; Squamata; Varanidae.
CUAUGCAAGCUGAAAUGGUAGAGAAAGUCACCUCUUUGUCUGGGUGAGUGCCACUGUAGCCAAAACAGCACCAUCCAUGGACAAGAGGAAGAUUUCUUCGGGUCAAAGGAAACCCCAAGUAGGGCAGUGCAACCGAUUGUUCCCACCCCACCUUGGCACAUCACAGCUAAUCCAUGGCAACGGUACCAGCGUUGGCACAGUAAUAACAUUCCAGUGUUCUGCAGAACAUGAGCUGAUUGGAGAAGGAGUUGUCACAUGCAUUUGGAAAGGAAAUGGUACACAGUGGACAGCAGACAUUCCUUCAUGUAAACCCAUAUCCAAAUACGAAACCUUCGGAUUUAAAGUGGCAGUGAUUGCCUCCAUUGUGAGCUGCGCCAUUAUUCUGCUGAUGUCUAUGGCUUUUUUAACCUGCUGUCUCAUCAAAUGCGUUAAGAAAAGUGAGAGACGAAGAGCUCAAAGGGAUAUGCAGCUGUGGUACCAGCUCAGAAGUGAAGAACUGGAAAACAUGCAAGCAGCUUACUUUGGUUUUAAAGGCAGGAAUAACAACAACAAUACAUGUAGCAAGCCAGUGUUUGAUGACCAUGAUGGCGUGGCAUAUGACAACCAAGGUUUUUGCAGCUUCCAUGAAGACUGGGUUGGAGACAUCUCAGAAACUGGCUUUUGUGGUGGAAAUGAUAUGCAAUGCAAAUUAAGCAAAGCCAGCAGUGCACUUGGUAAACAAGCAGUACCGGGACCUCACAGUACUAUACAUACCAUCAGUACAAUACACAUUGUAGAGGUUUAUGGACAUGACAAUCCUAUGCAUGGCAAACUGGAUACUCAUUUACCUGGAUAAGCAACCUCAAAACACAGUUAAGGAUUUGCUGGACCAAAGCAAAAUGUGAAUACAGAAACUUGCUGCACGUGCCUUAAAGACUGCAUAGAAAUAAAAGGACUUGGUUGUUAUAUGUAUCUGUUAUAGUGCAUAUCAGAGUAUAUCUACAAAUUUAACAGAUCUAUUUAAAAUAUUUGAAAAUGAAUUCCUGUUUGACUCAAAUAAAGCAAUGCAUCCUUAUACUUAAAAGUAAACUGCCAUUUCCAGGAAUUGCUUAAAAUGAAUUAAAAAGUAAUAUUUGGAAAACAAUGAUUCUGGUAUGUUUUUGCAUAUCAGUUCUUAACUGUUUGUAUUUUUGCUGUGUGUGAAGUACAGCAAAACAAUAAGGACAAAUGCACAUGACUGCAAAGUUAUUUUAUCCUCUGUUUUUAUAAGCAUAUAAGAAAUAAAUAAAAUGUAUUUUUGCACGAUAGUAUGUGGAAAUUGCAAUAAAGGUUUUCUCUAAAGUAGGCAAAUUUUUAAAUGCA